Spirodela intermedia is the source of this 1506-nucleotide messenger RNA. NCBI's taxonomy places the organism in Eukaryota, Viridiplantae, Streptophyta, Magnoliopsida, Alismatales, Araceae. The record is from the annotation of a GenBank genome assembly.
AUGGCGUCGAAGAAGCGGAAGAUCCGGCGAGAGGACGGGCGGCAGGCGGAGGUUGACCAGCACCAGCUGCAGUCGAAGCAGGAGGAGGAGGAAGAGCCGGUCGACUACGAGGUCUCCGAGGAAAUCCACCACUCGCAGCAUCAGCCACCGCAGCCGCAGCAGCAGAUCCAUGCGCAGCAGCAGCUUGCGGGGGAGGAGGACGACUACGGGGACCCGGACGAUGACCCCGAGGCUGAGGACGGCGGAGGGGAGGAUCAGGAUGGAGAGGUCGAGGCCGAGGAGGAUAUUGAGCAGCUCCUGGAGCCCCUAUCUAGAGAGCAGCUCAUCUCGCUCCUCCGUUCCGCAGCGGCUGUAGAUCCCCGCACCAUGGAGGAGAUCCGUCGGGCCGCUGAUCGGGACCCUGCGCACAGGAAGAUCUUCGUCCACGGCCUUAACUGGACCACCACCGCCGAAACCCUAAGAUCCUUCUUCGGCCAGUAUGGCGAGAUCGAAGAGUGCAAGAUCGUCACCGACCGAGUUACCGGCAAGUCCAAGGGCUAUGGUUUCAUCCUCUUCCGCCAGCGCCGCUCUUCCCGGCUAGCUCUCAGGGAGCCUCAGAAGAAUAUCGAUGGGCGAAUGACCGCCUGCCAGCUGGCAUCCGUCGGGCCCAUCGCCAAUGCUCCGGCUCCUCCGCAUCAGCCACCGCCAUCUGCUCCGCAGCAGCAUCAGCAGCAGGUCCCUUAUCAUACCCCACAGGAUGUCCUACCGAGGAAAAUAUUUGUGGGGAAUGUCCAUGCGGAUGUCAACAAAGAACGUCUCUACCAGUUCUUCUCUCAAUAUGGCGAAAUUGAAGAGGGGCCAUUGGGUUUUGACCGCCAGACGGGUAAGGCUAAAGGGUUUGCUUUGUUCAUAUACAAGUCCGUGGAGGGGGCAAGGAGAGCAUUGCAGGAGCCGAACAAAAAUUUUGAUGGAAAGUUGUUGUAUUGCCAGAAGGCCACUGAUAGUCAGAGAGCUAAGGCGGCAGCUGCUGCUGCUGCGGCUGCUGCUGGGCCCACUGGUGCUCCCAGCUCAGCUGGACCUGAUAUGCAAGGUAGCAUGGGCUAUAAUGUAACGCCCGGGGGCUCUAUGUCUUUCCCUGGUACAAUGGACCUGGGGUUUGCACAGGGUCUUCUCGGUGCUGCUUUGCCAUUUGCUCAAGGAAUACAAGCAAAUCCUGCUGCUCUUGCUAUGUUGGCGGCGGCUGGGCAGAAUCCAGCAGCUUUCGGUGUCCCGCCAUCUAUGAUGGCAUCACUAAAUCCUGCUUUGGCUGCGGCUGCGAUGAACCAAGGUGGUGCUCAAGUUGUGCCACCAUCGCAGGUGCCACAAGUACAGGGUUAUGGCAUGGGUGGAAGUACGGGUUACCAGAACGUUGGAUACCAGGGUCAGCCAACUCAGCAGAGUGGUGCUUCUUAUCAGGGUGCGCCCAUGGCUCAUACGCCAACUAUGAGACCUGCACCAGGGUCUAUGGGAGGAUAUGGACCGCACUAG